This is a messenger RNA of Neolamprologus brichardi, 1039 nucleotides long. It is a transcript of the gene impa1, whose product is annotated as inositol monophosphatase 1. The record is from RefSeq and is a predicted model, not a curated record. Gene Ontology annotation, biological process: phosphatidylinositol phosphate biosynthetic process; signal transduction; inositol metabolic process. Lineage: Eukaryota; Metazoa; Chordata; Actinopteri; Cichliformes; Cichlidae. Gene Ontology annotation, molecular function: inositol monophosphate 1-phosphatase activity.
GAGGCGGCAGCGCUCAGUCGUAGAACGUAGAAGAAGAAACCCGGAAGUGGAGCUGCUAACCCGUUACGGAUUACCUUCAGACCGACCUCGAGAGCCUCAGGAAGCUCCUCCUCCAACAUGGCUGACCCCUGGCAGAGCGCCAUGGACCACGCUGUCGCCGUGGCACGAAAAGCUGGAGAGGUGGUGUGUGACGCUCUGCGUGGCGACAGGGCAGUGAUGACGAAGAGCUCGGUGGUGGAUUUAGUGACGCAGACCGACCAGAAGGUGGAGCAGCUCAUCAUCCAGUCAGUGAAGGAAAAGUUCCCCACCCACAGGUUCAUAGGGGAGGAGUCAGUGGCUGCAGGUGAGCCCUGCGUCCUCUCUGACUCGCCCACCUGGAUCAUCGACCCCAUCGAUGGCACGACCAACUUUGUUCACGCGUUUCCUUUUGUUGCCAUUUCCAUCGGAUUCGCCAUCAACAAACAGGUGGAGUUUGGCGUUGUGUUCAGCUGUGUGGAGGACAAGAUGUUCACGGCGAGGCGUGGAAAGGGAGCAUUCUGUAACGGCGAGCCGCUGCAGGUGUCCCGGCAGGAAGCCGUGGAACAGGCGAUGGUGGCCACGGAGUUUGGAUCGGACCGAGACGCCGACGUCGUUGAUAAAAUCUUCCAAAGCCUCCGAAACAUCCUCUGCCUCCCCGUUCACGGGGUGCGCGGGGCGGGUUCCGCCGCCAUCAACAUGUGUCUGGUGGCGUCGGGCUGCGUGGAGGCGUACUACGAGAUCGGGAUCCACGUUUGGGACGUAGCUGCCGCGUCGUUGAUCGUGUCCGAGGCCGGCGGCGUGCUGAUGGACGUCGAAGGUGGCGACGUGGACCUGAUGUCCAGGAGGAUCCUCGCCGCUAACAGCAAAACAAUCACAGAGCGACUCGUCAAAGCGAUCGUCCCCUUCAGUCUGCCCAGAGACGACGCCACACCACCGAAGAAGAGCUGAACACACUGACAGGUGUGAGGAGGAGCACUCCUUCCUGUUUGGAAAGUUUAAAUAAAAGUUUUCUAUGAACGCC